Molecule: messenger RNA, 1744 nt
Organism: Drosophila eugracilis
Lineage: Eukaryota; Metazoa; Arthropoda; Insecta; Diptera; Drosophilidae
Gene: Nop56
Product: nucleolar protein 56
Exons: 3
Coding region: 121-1605 (494 amino acids)
Cellular component (GO): box C/D methylation guide snoRNP complex; small-subunit processome
Molecular function (GO): snoRNA binding
Source: RefSeq, a predicted model, not a curated record
AAAUAUUGGUCGCUACGGUCACACUUUCAAGUAAGCACGUGGAAAAACAACUGUUGAAAGCAUUGUGCGUGAAUAAAUAUACGUAUUUUUAUAUAAAAAAGGCAUAUAUUCGGCAUAAACAUGUCGAACCUGUAUGUGCUGUACGAGCAUGCGGCGGGUUUCUCGCUUUUCUCCGUCAAGGAGUUCGAGGAAGUGUCCAUGUUCCUGCCUCAAGUAGAGUCCUCGGUGACGGACCUCGGCAAGUUUAACUCCAUUGUGAAGCUGGCGGGAUUUGCCCCCUUUAAGACGGCCAUCGCUGCUCUGGAGAACAUCAAUGCCAUUUCCGAGGGCAUUGUGCCGCAAGACCUGCUGACCUUCCUUGAUGAUUUCUUCGCCAAGCUUAAGAAGAAGAAGUGUACCUUGGGCAUUGCAGAUGCUAAGCUGGGAGCUGCUAUUACGGAGGCCAUUGGCGUGCAGUGCAGUCACUUUGGUGUUGUUCCUGAGAUUCUGCGAGGCGUGCGAUUCCAUUUCGCCAAGCUUGUCAAGGGAUUCACCGACAAGUCAGCGGGCGUUGCUCAGCUGGGUCUGGGCCACAGCUACUCGCGUGCCAAGGUUAAGUUUAAUGUCCAUCGUUCCGACAACAUGAUCAUCCAGUCGAUUGCCCUGUUGGAUCAACUGGAUAAGGAUGUAAAUACAUUCUCUAUGCGCAUACGUGAGUGGUACUCGUACCAUUUCCCAGAACUGGUCAAAAUCGUGCCCGACAACUACAUGUUCGCCAAGACGGCCAAGUUCAUCAAGGAUCGUAAGAACCUCACGCAAGAACAGCUGGAGGAUCUUGAGAAGAUCGUCAUGGACUCAGCUAAAGCUCAGGCCAUCAUCGAUGCCGCCAAGAUGUCCAUGGGCAUGGACAUCUCCAUUGUGGAUCUGAUGAAUAUUGAACUGUUCGCGGAGCGUGUUGUAAAACUCUCCGAGUACCGAAAGAAACUGUCCACCUACUUGCACAACAAGAUGAACCUGGUGGCACCCAAUUUGCAGUCUUUGAUUGGCGACCAGGUCGGUGCGCGUCUGAUUUCGCAUGCCGGCAGCUUGACAAAUCUGGCCAAGUACCCAGCAUCGACUGUACAAAUUCUGGGCGCUGAGAAGGCGCUCUUCCGUGCCCUUAAGACCCGCUCCAAUACGCCCAAGUAUGGUCUUAUCUAUCACUCCUCGUUCAUCGGCCGGGCUGGCCUUAAGAACAAGGGUCGCAUCUCUCGCUUCCUAGCCAACAAGUGCUCUAUCGCUUCACGUAUCGAUUGCUUUUUGGAGCAGCCGACCAGCGUGUUUGGCGAUACUCUAAAGCAGCAGGUCGAGGAUCGUCUUAAGUUCUACGAGUCGGGCGAUGUGCCGCGCAAGAACAUCGAGGUAAUGAAAGAGGCCAUCGAGGCAGCUGGUCAGGAAGCAGCAGCCGCUCCUCAGUCCGAGAAGAAAAAGAAGAAGAAGAAGCGUGCGGCUGAGGAUGAGGGGGAGGCUAAUGGUGCCAGCAAUGGAAACGGAGCAGCCGCCGAGGCAGAAAACGGCAAUGGAAACGAUGAUGGGGAGCCAAAGAAGAAGAAAAAGAAAAACAAAAAGAAAGCCGUGGAGGCGUAGUUUUCUCCAUUACAUUCAGCUUAGUGUUAAGUUCAAACAAUUACCUUUUACUUUACAUGCUUCUUUUGUAUUUUCUUUGACCCCAAAUGGAUCCCAAUUCAAUUUUAAUAAACUUAUACUGUAGGGUAUUUCCCGCAAA